UCCACAUCAACGUCGAGAGGCUUCGGUCAGAAACUGUCUGCGGGAAGUACGUUGCAGUCAUACUCAUCACGGUCAUCGACACCCGGAACAUGAAGAGCUUCACGCUGUGCCUAUUUGUCGGCUUAUUGCUGAUAGUUGCCUGGAGCAGUAUAUCUUCGGGAGCACCUGUCCACAAGGGACCACCUCAAGAAAGGUUGAAUUAUGGCGAUUCCAACCAAGUGGAGUCCCUGCGCACAUUAGAAAUCCAGACCGAACCGAAAGAAGAUACUGGCGGGAUUGACACAAGUACUCCGGAGGGAAAAGAAAGUGAACAGGCAUCACUAAUUCGGUCCAGGUAUGAAGCGUCAAGCGAGGAGGCUGAAAGUGAGGAAAGCGAUUCCGAAGAGGCAUCAAACGAAGAUAACCAAGAAAGCGAGUCUGAGGAAGAGAGUGAAGAAAGUGAGUCCGAGGAAGAGAGUGAAGCAAGUGAGUCUGAAGAAGAGAGUGAAGAAAGUGAGUCUGAAGAAGAUAGUGAAGAAAGUGAGUCCGAGGAAGAAAGUGAGUCUCAGGAAGAGAGUGAAGAAAGUGAGUCUGAGGAAGAGAGUGAAGAGAGUGAGUCCGAGGAAGAGAGUGAAGAAAGUCAAUCUGAAGAAGAGAGCGAGUCCGAGGAAGAGAGUGAAGAAAGUGAGUCCGAGGAAGAAAGUGAAGAGAGUGAGGAAAGUGAGUCCGAGGAAGAGAGUGAAGAAAGUGAGUCCGAGGAAGAAAGUGAAGAGAGUGAGGAAAGUGAGUCCGAAGAAGAGAGUGAAGAAAGUGAGUCCGAGGAAGAGAGUGAAGAGAGUGAAGAAAGUGAGUCCGAGGAAGAGAGUGAGGAAAGUGAGUCCGAGGAAGAGAGUGAGUCUGAGGAAGAGAGCGAGUCCGAGGAAGAGAGUGAAGAAAGUGAAUCCGAGGAAGAGAGUGAAGAGAGUGAAGAAAGUGAGUCCGAGGAAGAGAGUGAAGAGAGUGAAGAAAGUGAGUCCGAAGAAGAGAGUGAAGAAAGUGAGUCUGAGGAAGAGAGUGAAGAGAGCGAGUCUGAGGAAGAGAGUGAAGAGAGCGAGUCUGAGGAAGAGAGUGAGUCCGAGGAAGAAAGUGAAGAGAGUGAGUCUGAGGAAGAGAGUGAGUCCGAGGAAGAGAGUGAAGAGAGUGAAGAAAGUGAGUCCGAGGAAGAGAGUGAGUCCGAGGAAGAGAGUGAAGAAAGUGAGUCCGAGGAAGAGAGUGAAGAGAGUGAAGAAAGUGAGUCCGAGGAAGAGAGUGAAGAAAGUGAGUCUGAGGAAGAGAGUGAAGAGAGUGAGUCUGAGGAAGAGAGUGAAGAAAGUGAAUCUGAAGAAGAGAGCGAGUCCGAGGAAGAGAGUGAAGAAACGUGCACAUGCACAGAUUUCGCCGUACUCUAUGCUUUACUUAAGCUCAAGCACCGCCAAAAUGCCAGAUAA
Molecule: messenger RNA, 1445 nt
Organism: Ixodes scapularis (black-legged tick)
Lineage: Eukaryota; Metazoa; Arthropoda; Arachnida; Ixodida; Ixodidae
Product: glutamic acid-rich protein
Exons: 3
Coding region: 90-1445 (451 amino acids)
Source: RefSeq, a predicted model, not a curated record